AUGGGAGUUUGCACAUCGAAGCCGCAGAAGGCGAACCCUUACGCGCUUCGCGAAGCGGAAGCCGAGGCCGACCCUUCGCAAAUCCCGAAAGCCCCACUUAGUCCCGCCGCCGCCGAGAACCACCGCCGGAAAGAUGACGUCGCCGCCGGGAAACAGUCUCCGUUCUUCCCGUUCUACAGCCCGAGCCCCGCGCGCUUCCUGAAGAAGUCUCCGGCGCCGGCGGGAGGGAGCAGGAGCGCGGCCUCCACGCCGAGGAGGUUCUUCCGGAAGCCCUUCCCUCCGCCUUCGCCGGCUAAGCACAUAAGAGCUGUGCUGGCGCGGCGACAGGGAAAAAAGGCGGCGGCUGCUGCGAUAUCGGAGGAGGGGGAGGAUGGUGGUGGAGCUGCGGCGGAUUUGGAUAAGAGGUUUGGGUUCUCCAAGGAGUUCACGAGUAGGUUGGAAGUUGGUGAAGAAGUGGGUCGAGGGCAUUUUGGGUAUACUUGUUCUGCUAGGUUCAAGAAGGGUGAGCUUAAGGGUCAACAAGUGGCUGUUAAGGUCAUACCGAAAUCAAAGAUGACAACAGCAAUUGCUAUUGAAGAUGUGAGAAGGGAGGUGAAAAUAUUGCGAGCUUUGAAUGGUCACAGCAAUUUGAUACAGUUCUAUGAUGCGUUUGAAGACCAAGAUAAUGUGUACAUUGUAAUGGAGUUAUGUGAAGGGGGGGAGCUCUUAGAUAUGAUAUUAUCAAGGGGAGGGAAAUACUCAGAAGAUGAUGCAAAGGCUGUAAUGGUGCAGAUACUAAAUGUUGUUGCAUUUUGUCAUCUUCAGGGUGUUGUGCACCGAGAUCUUAAGCCAGAGAAUUUUUUGUACACUAAAAAGGAUGAAAGUUCUGAGUUGAAAGCCAUAGACUUUGGGUUAUCAGAUUUUGUGAGACCAGAUGAAAGGCUUAAUGAUAUUGUUGGAAGUGCAUACUAUGUGGCCCCUGAAGUUCUCCAUAGAUCUUAUAGCACAGAGGCUGAUGUGUGGAGUAUAGGCGUGAUAGCAUAUAUUCUUUUAUGUGGUAGUCGUCCAUUUUGGGCUCGAACAGAGUCUGGUAUUUUCAGGGCAGUUCUGAAAGCUGAUCCUAGCUUUGAUGAAACACCGUGGCCAUCUUUAUCUUUAGAAGCAAAGGAUUUUGUCAAACGCUUAUUGAACAAGGACCCACGGAAGCGGAUAUCUGCUGCUCAGGCUCUAAGUCAUCCUUGGAUACGGAAUUACAACAACGUAAAAGUUCCACUUGAUAUUUUAAUAUUUAAGCUCAUGAAGACAUAUAUGAGAUCAUCAUCAUUACGCAAGGCUGCCUUAAGGGCCUUGUCAAAAACACUGACUGCAGAUGAACUCUAUUAUCUGAGGGAGCAAUUUUCACUGCUAGAACCAAGUAAAAAUGGAAGCAUAUCUUUAGAGAAUGUUAACAAGGCCUUGAUGAAAUAUGCAACAGAUGCCAUGAAAGAGUCUCGCAUCCCUGACUUUCUUUCCUCGCUGAAUUCAUUACAAUAUAGAAGGAUGGAUUUUGAAGAAUUCUGUGCAGCUGCAUUAAGUGUGCAUCAACUUGAAGCUCUUGAUCGUUGGGAACAACAUGCUCGCUGUGCCUAUGAGCUCUUUGACAAAGAUGGAAACAGGGCUAUUGUCAUUGAAGAGCUUGCUUCAGAACUUGGACUUGGCCCCUCUAUCCCCGUUCAUGUUGUUCUUCACGAUUGGAUACGUCACACAGAUGGAAAGUUAAGCUUUCUUGGGUUUGUCAAAUUAUUACACGGUGUAUCUAGCCGAAGCCUUGCCAAGGUUCAAUAAAAUUUAAAGCAGAAGAGCCUUGUGUGGCUUGACUCGACCAUAUUUGGAUUUGUGUUUAGUUGGCGCCGGAACUCAUUGUUGUCUUCUUAUCUGAAGCCCUUGCUAGCACCCAUUUAAAAAAGUACAGGUUCAUAAUGAAAUGCAACUCUGAUUCUUUUUGAAGGAGCUCAAACUGUAAAAUAGUCUACAGAUCGUUGGCCUAAGAAUUAAUAUAUGAAUUGUAGAAUUAGAUUAA
Molecule: messenger RNA, 2038 nt
Organism: Vigna unguiculata (cowpea)
Lineage: Eukaryota; Viridiplantae; Streptophyta; Magnoliopsida; Fabales; Fabaceae
Product: CDPK-related kinase 5-like
Biological process (GO): protein phosphorylation
Molecular function (GO): protein kinase activity; ATP binding
Source: RefSeq, a predicted model, not a curated record